AUGAGGAUGCAGCCUGCAAAGAAUAUCAUCCCUACUGGUACACUCGUGUCAUCGAAAUUUUUCACGCAGAUGUUUAUCAUGUUGGAGAAAAUUCAACAACGGAUGAACCUUACAAGAUGGAUUUCUUAUAGCCCUCAACCUGAUGGUCUGGCAGCCAAGGAACAAGAAGAACUCGUAGUCCAUGGGGAGGAGGAGGAGGAGGAGGAAGAGGAAGACAAUGAUGAUGAAAAGUACAAUUAUGGGUAUGAGGAUGAGGAAGAAGAAAGUGAGAGGGGUGACGAGGAAGAGGAUGAAGUCAUGAAGGAGAUCAGGAGUGAGGAAGAUGACAAUGAUAUGGAUCCAUUAGAUGAGUAUGGACAAAAGGCUGGUAAGAAUUAA
This is a messenger RNA of Laccaria bicolor S238N-H82, 378 nucleotides long. RefSeq lists its product as uncharacterized. The record is from RefSeq and is a predicted model, not a curated record. The coding region runs from base 1 to 378 and encodes 125 amino acids. Lineage: Eukaryota; Fungi; Basidiomycota; Agaricomycetes; Agaricales; Hydnangiaceae. The transcript has 3 exons.